Messenger RNA from Anthonomus grandis grandis, 1789 nucleotides. RefSeq lists its product as uncharacterized. The coding region runs from base 1 to 975 and encodes 324 amino acids. The transcript is spliced from 3 exons. The record is from RefSeq and is a predicted model, not a curated record. Lineage: Eukaryota; Metazoa; Arthropoda; Insecta; Coleoptera; Curculionidae.
AUGUUGACAAAAACGUUGAAGAGUAAAGGAGAUUUUGGAAUUCCAACAUUAUUCAUAACCAUUUCCGCAGCUGAAACAACAUGGCCUGAAUUAAUUGUAAUAUUAGCCAAGGUUAUUGAUGGUAAAGAAAUUUCACUUGAAGAAGCUAAUACCCUCUCUUAUUUGAAAAAGACCCGUUUAAUCAGGACCGACCCUAUAACGUGUGCUCGAUAUUUUGAACAUAGAUUUAAGUUGUUAUUUAAACACAUAAAGAGUGAUAGUGGACCAUUUAAGCAACACCCAAUAGUGCAUUUUUACUAUCGAGUAGAAUUUCAACAUUGUGGCUCACCCCAUAUCCAUGGUUUACUGUGGUUAGCAAAUGCCCCGAAAUUUGAUGAAACCGCUAAAAGUUUCAAAGAAUGCUGCCAGUUUGCUGACAAGUUCAUAACUUGCCAGGGAGAUCUAGAGAGUGUCAGUGAAAUAAUCCAAUUCAACACUCAUCAUCAUUCAAAGUCUUGCAAGAAAGAUAUAAAGGGAUAUGAGGUCUGCAGAUAUGGUAUCCCCUAUCUUCCAAUGGAUGAAACCACCAUAUUGACGCCUAUUAAACUAGACAGGAAAGUAGAUACCAAUAAGGAGUUAAGAAAAACCAUGUCCGAGAAAUUGUUGCUGAUAAAAACAAAAUUACAAAGUAAACCUGAUGUGUCCUUCAAAGGAUUUUUAGCAGAUCUCAGUAUGUCAAAAGAAGAAUAUCUAACAAUAAUUCAAUACAACAUAUUUAAGACAACAAUGUUCCUAAAGAGAAAGCCCAAGGAUUGUUUCAUCAACAACUUCAACGCAGAAAUGUUCAGUAUGAUGAGAAGUAAUAUGGAUAUCCAGCUAGUCUUUGAACCUUAUGGUUGUUGUAGCUAUAUAGUCAAUUAUAUAAAUAAAUCUCAAAGAGGUGUGUCAGAUAUACUUACUAUUGUGGAUAUAUUUACAUUCCUACUAACCCAAUAAAGGAAAGAACAAAGCUAUUAAAAUCCUUAGCAGAACUAAAAGAAAUGCCCGAUGAUGACACUAAAAUCUAUUGGGAUGGUUUGAUUGAACACUAUGAACAGAGACCAAACGAACUUGAAAAUAUUUGCUUGGCAGAAUUGGCCGCCUAUUAUCAAUUCUCCAAGAAAGAAGAAGAAUUAAAAAAAGCAACCAUAUUUCCAUUGAAAGAUAGGAGCGGAAUCUUAGUUAAAAGAAGUCAUCCUAAAAUCAUAUCCUAUCGACGUUAUGGACUACAACAGGACCCUAUAAACUAUUACAGAGAACAGAUCAUGGUAUAUGUUCCUUGGAGAAAAGAAGUAGAUGAAGUUGAAAAUGUUGAUCAGCAAAUAAAAUAUGUUGACCGAUAUGCUGAAAUAGUUAAAAAUAGACGGAAAUUUAAUGUUUUAGAUGAGAAAAUAUUAGAUGAGGCAUUGCAAUGUACCCAAGAUAGAACAGAUGACCUCAUUAAUAAUGGCUUUGAGGGCAAUAUCGACAGUGAAUACAUGGCAUAUGCGAUAGAUAAUCCCGAUUAUAAUCCAUUCGAUGGCAUUGAUGGAAACCAAAAUGAAGCACCUGUGAAACAUAUGUCAUUUCCCACCCCUCAUCAAAUUCCAGACUCAGAGUAUGAGGAACAUAAGCAAAUUAAACCAGAAACAAUAUGAGUUCCUAAAUAUUGUACAAGACCAGUUACUUGAAAAACAACCAUUUUAUUGCGUACUUAGUGGACCAGCUGGUACAGGAAAAAGUCACCUAAUAACAGCCAUAACUCAAACAUUAUUAAGACAUUACAAUUCAA